This is a messenger RNA of Ostertagia ostertagi, 1020 nucleotides long. Lineage: Eukaryota; Metazoa; Nematoda; Chromadorea; Rhabditida; Trichostrongylidae. The record is from the annotation of a GenBank genome assembly.
AUGCUUCUUAAGAACACUUUCUCGUGUAAAACCGUUUUCCAUGAGUCUGUUAAGAGUGCCUACGAAAUCUUGAUCGUGGAUGUCUCUUUUUUCGAAAAAAUUAUUAGAUUUAUCCUUGUUUAUCGCACUCCAUCCUGCAAUGCAGCAAAUUCCACUCAACUCAGUAGAGCUAUCAGUGAUCAUUCAUCGAUCGAUAAGCCUGCAUUGUGCUGGGUGAUUUUAAUCUUGCGAAUACUGAGUGGGGCAAUGAAAGACAAGUUGGAACUGUGUCUCAAGCUUUCUAUGACAUGUUCAAAUCAAUUGGUCCUUUCUCCAACCAGAGAGAAAUCUUUCUUAGACCUAAUUUUUUGCAAUAUUCCAGGGCUUGUCACAAAUGUUACUGUUACUGCUCCCUUGGGCAGCAGUGACCACAAUGCUCUUGAAUUUAUGGUUAACGUCAAAAGCUGGCUUCCUGUUGUUUCUUGGAAGCGUGCGUUUCAAGCUGCAGAUUAUUCUGCCAUUGAAGGUCAUUUACUUAAUGUGGAUUGGUUGGGUUGUUUCGCUGCUGUCUCUACAGUUGAUGAAAUGUAUGAACUUUUUAUCACCAUUAUUCAUGAUACGAUAGAACGUUUCGUGCCCAUCAAGAAAACUGGGGAUACUUUCGUAAGAUUGCCUAGUUAUAUCAGAAGGAUGAUUGGACGUCGUAAUGCCCUGUGGAGUUUUGCCAUAAAGAAUGGCCUCGGAAAUGACUGGAGUAUUUUCAAAAAACAUAAUGCAAUUGUAGAAAGAUGCAUCAAUAAGUACCAUGUCUAUCUCGAAAAGAAGAUUGUGGGUACCAAAAGCCUUUCAAAGCUCUCCCGUAUUAAAAACAAAACGUCGAUCCCGGCCUUGAUUGCAAGCAACGGUAGUGUGCUGUUUAGCUACAGGGACGAAGCCGAACUACUAGGGCAACAAUUCCGAAAAUAUUUUUGCAGUUCUCCUCCUUAUCUCAUUGAGAACCCUUCACAAAACUAUACUAACUACUUAAUUUCACAAAACUAA